This is a messenger RNA of Rhineura floridana, 2630 nucleotides long. RefSeq names its product zinc finger protein 883-like. The coding region runs from base 199 to 2139 and encodes 646 amino acids. The transcript is spliced from 7 exons. The record is from RefSeq and is a predicted model, not a curated record. Gene Ontology annotation, molecular function: DNA-binding transcription factor activity; RNA polymerase II cis-regulatory region sequence-specific DNA binding. Gene Ontology annotation, biological process: regulation of transcription by RNA polymerase II. NCBI's taxonomy places the organism in Eukaryota, Metazoa, Chordata, Lepidosauria, Squamata, Rhineuridae.
UGUCUUCGAGGAGCAUCCUCACCAAUGACUGAAAAUGGACUGAGACUACAGAUUUUUUUCUAUCUAAGCUAGAGCCUAUGUUGUCUUCAACAUGAAGGGUCCGGUGACCUUUAAGGAGGAGGAGGCAGCAGCUGUGCAUUUCACGGAGGAGGAGUGGGUCUGCUGGAUCUGGGCCAAAGAGCUUCGCACAGGGAAGUCAUGGAGAAGAAUUAUGAGAUUGGAGCCUCUUUUAAACCGGAGCUCAAUUCCUGUUCGGAAGACGGAGAGGAAGAAGGAGAAAGUCUGUUUAUCCAGGUCGCCAAAGAAGAGGAGGAGACCUCAGCAGAACGAGACCUCGCUUCCUGUAAGGAAGAAGGAGAAAGUCUGUUUAUCCAGGUCCCCAAAGAAGAGGAGGAGACCUCAGCAGAACCAGACCUCAUUUCCUGUUGGGAAGAAGGAGAAGAUCCGGUGAUGCAGGAACCCAAAGAAGAGGAGGAGACCUCAGCAGGGCCUGAUGAACUGCAUCCCAGAGUAUUGAAGGAACUUGCGGAUGUACUCUCGGAACCUCUUGCCAUCAUCUUUGAGAAAUCCUGGAGAACGGGAGAGGUGCCGGAGGAUAGGAGACGGGCAAACGUCAUCCCACUCUUUAAAAAGGGACACAUCUGGGGGGUCAAGGCUGAGGAUGAACCAUAUGAAGUAUCACUGGAAAAAGCUGAGGAGCAGGGGCAGGGGCAGAAACUGAGGAGUCAAGAUGGAGCAAAGAGACAAGAGGAGAGACAAACUCACACCGGCGACAAACCUCAUAUAUGCUUGGAGUGUGGAAAGAGCUUCAGUCAGAGUGGCCACCUUACUUUGCAUCAAAGAUCUCACACAGGGGACAAACCUUAUAAAUGCUUGGAGUGUGGAAAGAGCUUUAGUCAGAGUAGCAACCUUACUUUGCAUCAAAGAUCUCACACAGGGGAAAAACCUUAUAAAUGCUUGGAGUGUGGAAAGUGCUUCAGUCGGAGUGACAAACUUAGUAUACAUGAAAGAACUCACACAGGGGACAAACCUUAUCAAUGCUUCGAGUGUGGAAAGUGCUUCAGUCGGAGUGACAGACUUAGUAUACAUGAAAGAAUUCACACAGGGAACAAACCUUAUCAAUGCUUCGAGUGUAGAAAAAGCUUCAGAAGGAGUAAUGCCCUUAAGGUGCAUCAAAGAAUUCACACAGGGGACAAACCUUAUAAAUGCUUGGAGUGUGGAAAGAGCUUUAGUCAGAGUAGCAACCUUUCUUCGCAUCAAAGAUCUCACACAGGGGACAAACCUUAUCAAUGCUUCAAGUGUGGAAAGAGCUUCCGUGACAGUAGAACCCUUACAGUACAUCAAAGAAGUCACACGGGGGACAAACCUUAUAAAUGCUUGGAGUGUGGAAAGAGCUUCUGUCAGAGUGGCCACCUUACUUUGCAUCACAGAACUCACACAGGGGACAAACCUUAUCAAUGCUUGGAAUGUGGAAAGAGCUUCAGUGACAAUAGCACCCUUACAGUGCAUAAAAGAAUUCACACAGGUGACAAACAAUAUAAAUGCUUAGAGUGUGGAAAGAGCUUCUGUCAGAGUGGCCAGCUUACUUCGCAUCAAAGAACUCACACAGGGGAGAAACCUUAUAGAUGCUUGGAGUGUGGAAAAAGCUUCAGUGAGAGAUACACCCUUAGUAUACAUGAAAGAAAUCACAGAGGGGACAAACCUUAUAAAUGCUUGGAGUGUGGAAAGAGCUUCAGUCACAGUAGCGCCCUUAUGAUGCAUCAAAGAAGUCACACAGGGGACAAACCUUAUCAAUGCUUGGAGUGUGGAAAGCGCUUCAGUCAGCGUUGCCACCUUACUUUGCAUCAAAGAACUCACACAGGAGACAAACCUUAUAAAUGCUUGGAGUGUGGAAAGAGCUUCAGUCACAGUAGCGCCCUUCUGAUGCAUCAAAGAAUUCACACAGGGGACAAACCUUAUCAAUGCUUCGAGUGUGGAAAAAGCUUCAGAUGGAGUAAUGCCCUUACAGUGCAUCAAAGAACUCACACAGGGGACAAACCUUAUCAAUGCUUGGAGUGUGGAAAGAGCUUCAGUCGCAGUAGCACCCUUACUUUGCAUCACAGAACGCAUACAGGGGACAAACCUUAUACAUGCUUGUAGUGUUGAAAGACCUUUCGUCAGAAUGGCUACCUUCAGGCGCAUCAAAGUAUCUGUACAAGGGAAGAGAUUUAUCAAUGCUUUGAAAAGUUUGUUUUUAUUUAUUUAUUAGAUUUAUUAGUGGCCCAUCUGGCUGGUUGUCCAGCCACUCACAACUUGUUGUCGUUGUUAUGCUCCUUCAAGUCGAUUACGACUUAUGUUGACCCUCAGAAUCAGUGACCCCCAAUAGCAUCUGUCAUGGACCACCCUGUUCAGAUCUUGGAAGUUCAGGUCUGUGGCUUCCUUUAUGGAAUCAAGCCAUCUCUUGUUUGGUCCUCCUCUUUUUCUCCUCCCUCCUGUUUUUCCCAGCAUUAUUAUCUUUUCUAAUGAAUCAUGUCUUCUCAUUAUGUGUCCAAAGUAUGAUAAUCUCAGUUUCAUCAUUUUAGCGUCUAGUGAUAGUUUUGGUUGAAUUUGUUCUAACACCCAAUGACUUUUUUUUUUUGCAGUCCAUGGUU